Trachemys scripta elegans is the source of this 1379-nucleotide messenger RNA. RefSeq names its product deoxythymidylate kinase (gene DTYMK). Lineage: Eukaryota; Metazoa; Chordata; Testudines; Emydidae. Gene Ontology annotation, cellular component: mitochondrion; cytosol; nucleus. Gene Ontology annotation, biological process: dTTP biosynthetic process; dUDP biosynthetic process; dTDP biosynthetic process. The record is from RefSeq and is a predicted model, not a curated record. Gene Ontology annotation, molecular function: ATP binding; dTMP kinase activity. The transcript has 5 exons. The coding region runs from base 77 to 637 and encodes 186 amino acids.
CCGGAAGCAGACGCUCCUCCUUCCCGCGCCUGUCUCUCCAAGAGUGGUAACGGUUGUGGCGCGUGCCGCCUCGGCCAUGGCGUGCAGACGCGGGGCGCUGGUGGUGCUGGAGGGUGUGGACCGGACCGGGAAGACCACGCAGAGCCGGAGGCUGGUGGAAGCGCUGAAGGCAUCUGGGCAUCUCGCCGAGCUCCUGCGAUUCCCGGACAGAACAACAGAAAUUGGGCGGCUAAUUAGCUCCUACUUGGAGAACAAGAGCAAUUUGGAAGACCACACAGUGCAUCUGCUUUUCUCUGCUAACCGCUGGGAACAAGUGCCAUUGAUUAAAGAGAAGUUAAAUCAAGGCAUCACUCUAGUGGUGGACAGAUAUGCCUUUUCCGGGGUGGCCUUCACAAGUGCCAAAGAGAAUUUCUCCUUGGAUUGGUGCAAACAGCCUGAUGUAGGGCUUCCAAAGCCAGAUUUGAUCCUAUUUCUUCAGUUGAGCACGUUGGAGGCAGCAAAACGAGGGGACUUUGGAAAUGAACGCUAUGAGAACAGCUCCUUCCAGGAGAAGGUUCUACAGAACUACCACCAUCUGAUAAAGGACAAGACUUUAAACUGGAAGAUAUUCCUGAUGGCUGGGCCUUACCUGGUGUGAGAUUCAGAACAUCAGGGCUGGAAAAGUGUGAUGGCUGAUGUUCUACCAGUUCAAACAUUGGCAGAGCUCCUCUUAGCAGGGACAGCUGUGGAGUGAACACAGAAGCCAGCCUAUUAGCACAAAUAUGCUGCCAAUCAAGGAUAAUAGUGACAGCCUCUUCACUCAGGAGCUGGAAGAAAGGUGAACAAUGUGACAGAAAAACUGACUAAUAUGUUCCUCUUCUCUACCUUUAAACCCCUGCCUUUUCUGGAAGGGAGCAUUCAGCUAGCUGGUUUCUAUCACUAGACAGCAAGGGAUGGCAAAGAGGAUCCAUGCUGCCUUUGGCCCUCCUUCCAGUUGGUAAGGAAAGAUCCUGGAAGAGCAGUACAGCAGAAUACUUAUUUUAAAAGGGCAUUCAUGUGUAGCGAUUUCCUGGUGUAGAGAUUGAGAGCAGACCUAUCCUAGGAGCACCAAAUACACACAAACACCAAGAAGGGUAAUUAGAGCCUCACAGCGUCCAAGGCAAACAGCAAGGCUAGCCUUGGGAAAUACUCAAGACAUUAUCAGGGAGUGGUUAUAUUCUUCAAGCUAAAUGAGUUAGUUCUGAGGGUUCAGCUUCUAAGCCCAAACUAACCAAAACACAGCUUAACUAUCUCUACAACCUGAGACUGUUAAAGCCACCAAACCUCAAAUUAGGCAAGGAUGGGGCAUGGUUACUAUAUGGACCUGAGACUCCCAUCAACCUCCCUUCUCACAUAUUUCC